AUGUUCAAGCGGCCAUUUAGCUCCAAGACGUCUACGCCCAUUCGCUCGAGUGAUCUGCGCCGGCUACGCGAGGAGCUUGUCCAAUCGACUUCCUUUCCGAAGUCAUUCUUUUUCCCGUCGCUCGAUCCUGCUGGUUGGACAUCGGCCUUGACCAAAGUCGCCUUGCCCGACAAGACGCUCAUCUGCAAGGCCGCAACCCAUCUCGAUGAGCCAGUGACACUGUACCUCUCCCCCGCGACCGGCAACGACCCCUUGUUUUUUCGACCGGGCAAGGGCGACGACCAUGACCUCGUCCCGACGUGCUAUGCAAUAGACCUCCUUCAGCAACCCCAUAACCAUCCACUACAAAGUCAAAAUGCGAUCAAGCCGCCCGGACGCGACGUGUUGCCUACUCUGGUCACCGCCGAUGCCGUACUAGACCAUCUCAUCACCGGCGCAGGUAAGUCACCCAGACUUCGGGGCGGGGCUACUUCUCGGGGGCAUCCCCCACCCCCACCGAGAUCCCAUCCACUGACCGAAAUCACCUCUCGAAACCCCACGCUCCAUCAGCCCUUUUCCUCGCCGGCAUAUCCCGUUCUUCUCUCCUAUCCCUUCCUGACGACAUACAGCCCGGCUCCCUGGUCACGAUUCGAUGCUCAUCAUCGCCCGUUAUCGUCGCCAUCGGGUACUUGACCGCAACCAGGCCGGAGCUCUUGGCCGACUUUGACCAGAAUAAGGGCGGUAAGGCCGUCACGACUUUGCACGCGCGAGGCGAUUUUUUAUGGAAUAGUGGUAGCAAGGAAUCAGUAGUGGGUGCUACUUCCACAUCCUGGCCCCAUGGCAGCGCUGGGACGGCAAAGGACAAGGGACAGGAGGUGCCCCUUAGGCAGAUGCAAGAUUUAUCGGUGCAGCCGAAGGCAGAGGAACGUGCUGAAUUGGCUCCUGCAGGUAAGUGGCAAAGACGCUUCAGAUAGGUAUACUUGAAGCUGUGCAGAGCUCACCAGGAUGUGUCAAUGAACCCUGUCGUUCGGACCCAUGCGAACAGACGUCGAUGUGGUGCUUCUCCAAGCCUUGCUCCUCUCGAUCCGUCAGACAUUGUCCAAACCCACCGCACCGUUCCCUUUGCCUGCAUCAUCGCUCUAUUCGUCCCAUAUCCUACCCCAUAGACCUGCUUCACCCCCGCACUCCACAGUCGAGAUCAAAAAGAGCUCCUACAAAAAGCUCAGCGCGUUCGUCAAAUUUGCCGUCAAGGCGGGCUACGUCGUAUCGAAAGAGGUCAAGGGCGAGCUGAUGAUCAUGAGCGUGCAUGUGGAGCAUCCUGAGUGAGUAUUACACGAUCAAAAGUAAGAGUUCCCCUGUUAUCGCUUGAUCUGAUUCGCAGCGACGUUGUCUCGCCGUAGUGUCCAGGCGGUUCGGAUCUACAAAACGCUCGCGCAAGCUCAAGCUCGGGCUGUGCAGGCCUCGUCGAAAGGAUCAGAAGCCGACCUCGGUCCCAGUGGAUCCUCUUUGUCUGCAAUUUCUUCGUCAUCAUCCUCUGUGGUCAUCACGGAACUUUUCAAGCCGACCUCGGACGUAUUGGCCAUCUUUCAAGACGUCGAUCACCCAAGGUCAGGCUUUUUACGUUUAGGAUGGUCGAUAUGUGAUUGCAUCCCGCUGACCACGUUGUAGCAAACAGGCCGGAACGUGACCUCUAUCUCCCCGUCGAACUCAAAAAAAUCCUUACGACCUACAUCACCUCGCAUUCGCUCACCCAUCCUCGCGACCCAGCUUUCCUCACGCCCGACGAUACCUUGUCGCACUGCCUGCUCAAAAAGUCCGAGUCGCUCGAUCUCCUCAAACGUUCAGACGCGAUCACGCGCUUCCAAUCGUCCUGCCAACCGUACUACUCCGUCGCUCGAGCGAACCACCCCGUCGAGUCGUUCAAGGGGACGCCUCCGGCGAUGAAGAUCUCGGUCAAGAACGUCGGCAAACGUCAAGUGACGAUUCUGACGAACCACGAAACCUACACCUCGACGCCUCUCAACUUUUACCCUCUACAAACGCUAUUGGACGAGCUCAAGAUCCGUACCGCUUCUUCGGUCAGCUUGCAACCCAUCUUGGGAGCGACCAAGAAGGGGCAGGCACAAAAAAUGGAAGUCGUGUGCCAGGGCACGCACGACAAGGUCGUUGUGGAUAUGCUCACAUCCAAAGGCGUGCCGAGGAGGCUGAUAGUUGUUGAUUUAGCCAAGGCCAAAAAGUGA
Messenger RNA from Microbotryum saponariae, 2219 nucleotides. The record is from the annotation of a GenBank genome assembly. Lineage: Eukaryota; Fungi; Basidiomycota; Microbotryomycetes; Microbotryales; Microbotryaceae.